UAAAGGAGAAGAAGAGGCCUUAAAAAAUAGAAGCCGUUGUUAACCUAACUUUUUAGUAUAAUAAUAAUUGAUUUUGUUUUUAAAUAAUGCCGGAAAUUAAAGUAACUCCUCUUGGGGCUGGCCAAGAUGUUGGCAGAAGCUGUUUAUUAUUAUCAAUAGGAGGAAAAAAUAUAAUGCUAGAUUGUGGAAUGCAUAUGGGUUACAAUGAUGAACGAAGAUUUCCAGAUUUUAGUUACAUUUGCGAAGGACCAAUUUCGGCGUACAUUGAUUGUGUUAUAAUAUCUCAUUUCCAUUUAGAUCAUUGUGGAGCUUUACCGUACAUGUCAGAAAUAGUAGGAUAUACUGGUCCCAUAUAUAUGACCCAUCCAACUAAAGCUAUUGCUCCACUCUUAUUAGAAGAUAUGCGAAAAGUUUCUGUGGAGAAAAAAGGUGAACAAAACUUUUUCACUUCUCAAAUGAUUAAAGAUUGUAUGAAAAAGGUAAUAGCCGUAACUUUACACCAGUCAGUUAUGGUAGACAAUGACAUAGAAAUAAAAGCCUACUAUGCUGGCCAUGUCUUGGGAGCUGCCAUGUUUUGGGUUCGAGUUGGUAAUCAAUCAAUUGUUUACACAGGAGACUACAAUAUGACCCCUGACAGACAUUUAGGUGCUGCUUGGAUAGAUAAAUGCAGGCCUGACUUACUCAUUUCAGAAUCUACAUAUGCUACUACUAUCAGGGAUUCGAAAAGAUGUAGAGAAAAGGACUUUUUGAAAAAAGUGCAUGAAUGUGUUGAUAGAGGUGGAAAAGUACUUAUUCCAGUAUUUGCUCUUGGCAGGGCUCAGGAACUUUGUAUACUUUUAGAAACAUAUUGGGAAAGAAUGAAUCUCAAAGCACCUAUUUAUUUCGCUCUCGGUCUUACCGAAAAAGCAAAUAAUUACUAUAAAAUGUUUAUAACUUGGACUAAUCAGAAAAUUAGAAAAACAUUUGUACAACGUAAUAUGUUUGAUUUUAAACACAUCAAGCCUUUCGAUAAACAAUUUAUUGAUAAUCCUGGACCAAUGGUAGUAUUUGCUACACCUGGAAUGCUUCAUGCUGGUCUAAGUUUACAGAUAUUUAAAAAAUGGGCCCCUAACGAAAAUAAUAUGAUAAUUAUGCCAGGUUUCUGUGUACAAGGAACUGUGGGCCAUAAAGUCCUAAACGGAGCGAAAAAAAUUGAAUUUGAAAAUAGACAAAUAGUAGAAGUAAAAAUGGCUGUAGAAUACAUGAGUUUUUCUGCACAUGCAGACGCUAAGGGUAUUAUGCAACUUAUUCAUCAUUGUGAACCAAAAAAUGUAAUGUUAGUACAUGGAGAAGCAGCCAAAAUAGAGUUUCUCAAAGAAAAAAUUCAGAAAGAGUUCAACAUUCAAUGUUUUAAUCCAGCAAAUGGAGAAACUUCUGUGAUACCAACCUCUGUUAAAAUUCCUAUAGAUGUUUCACUUCCGCUGCUUAAAGCUGAAGCUAAAAGGUUUAGUAGUAUGACUCCAGACCAGAAACGUCAAAGAACUCUCCAUGGAGUUCUUGUAAUGAAAGAAAACAAUAUGUGUCUUAUGGAUGUUGAUGAAGCUUGUAAGGAAGCCGGCAUAAAUAGACAUAUUGUCAGGUUUACUUCCACCGUUCAUAUAUCAGAUUCUGGGCCUGCCCUCGGCACUGCUCACAAGCUGCUGCAAGUUAUAAAAGACAAAUUACCUAUCGCAUCUAUUGUAUUUUCGGAAGGUGAAAUAUCUAUUGAAUCUGUACUAGUUAAGGUGGAAGGAGAUGAUGAUGAUGAUCAGAAAAGUGUUUACGUUUCUUGGACUAACCAAGAUGAGGAGAUUGGUAGUCAGAUCUUAGGAAUUAUUAAUCACAUUAAGUUUUAAAAGUAUACAAACUGUUGAUUAAUUAUUAUAAAUAUAUAAUUUUUAUUUCUUAUACAGACCUGCUAUUUUAAUUGCGAUUAUAUAAAAAAAAA
Messenger RNA from Psylliodes chrysocephalus, 1966 nucleotides. The record is from the annotation of a GenBank genome assembly. Lineage: Eukaryota; Metazoa; Arthropoda; Insecta; Coleoptera; Chrysomelidae.